CUGAUCCAAGCUCCCCCGAAAGACCAAAUCUUUUGUUUAGGGUUCUAAGCUCAGAGACUCGGUAAAAUAAAAAGACGACAACUUUUCUCUGGUUCAGAAGCAGAGAAAGUUUCAUCCUUUAGUGUCUUUUUCGGCAGCGAAACCCUAAAAAAGACCAAAGCUUUGCAGUGUACGAGGAAGAAGCCGACAUGUCUCAGAGCCUUCUUCACGUUUGCAAAACUUGCGGAAAAUGGUUCGCGACUGCGAAAGCUGUGUACGGUCACCAGAGGGUUCACUCCGAGUUGAAACGGAAGCCUAGGGUUAGGGUUUUUUGCUCUGUUUCGACCUCCAUCGAAUCUAAAGCCCUUGAUCCUUCGUUGUCGCUCAAAGAAUCUUCUUCUUAUUCUUUUAUGAGUGAGAUUGAGAAACAAGAGAUGGAUGAAGCUGCCAUGAGCUUGGUUAUGUUAUCUCAAGGAGUUUCUCAUAUCAGAAACUUGCCUCCGGGUAUUGAUCAGCCGAAACAAGAGUUCUUCAGUGAAGUGUCUGCUACUUGCAGUGAUGUUGUUGUUGCUCAGGCAUUGCCUUCUCCUCUGAGGAGUAAGUCUCUGGCGAAAGGGGAGAAUAACUUUAGCUAUAGAAUCAAAAUAUGCGGCAAGAGUUUUGAGCGUUCUCUAGGUGGUCAUUCACUGCCUGUGUUGGCUGACUCAGGAGCUAAGAAGGUUGUUCCAGAACCAUCAUGCUUUGGAGUCUCUCAGGAGGAGUUGGUUGAACGUGGAGAUGCUAAUGUGGAAGAAUAUUCUGUUGAGGCGAGGCAAGGUUUCAGUAAAGUGUCUUCUCACUCAGGUGUCGAAAAGCCUAGCAGUUACGGUGAUGUUGUUGCUCAAGAAGCGUUGCUUAUUCCAUUGGGAAGUAGGUUGCAGGAAGAACCAGAGAGUAACUGUAGCUAUAGAUGCAAAGUAUGCGGCAAGAGUUUUGGGUGUUUUCAAUCUCUAGGAGGCCACCAAAAUCUUCACAGAGGGGGUAAAAGGAAGAGAUUUGAAGAUGGUAGUUCACCGUCUGCCUCAUCAGAAGCUAAGAAGAUUGUUCCACAACCAUCAAAAAGCUUCGAGGUCUCUCAGGAGGAACAUUCUGUGGAGUUGAAAGAAGGUUUCGAAAAGUUUAGUAGUUGCAGUGAUGUUCUUGCUCAACCAUCACCUUCUCCUCGGAGAUGUAAUAUGCAGAAAGGAUCACAGAGUAACUCCAGCUAUGAGAGGGGUUUGAAAAUGUUGUAGUUUCACCGUAUGACUCAUCAGAAGCUAAGAAGAUUGUUCCAAAACCACCAAAGCUUUGAGGUCUCUCCGGAGAAAUUGUUUGAACAUAGAGGUUUGUCUACAUAGAAUCUUCAGAUUAGUUGAACAGAAAGGAUGUGUUGGAAACAUUUGUUGCUCUUU
Molecule: messenger RNA, 1409 nt
Organism: Brassica oleracea var. oleracea
Lineage: Eukaryota; Viridiplantae; Streptophyta; Magnoliopsida; Brassicales; Brassicaceae
Exons: 2
Coding region: 189-1250 (353 amino acids)
Molecular function (GO): DNA-binding transcription factor activity
Source: RefSeq, a predicted model, not a curated record